AUUUGAAAACAAUGCAGUGGGAUCUAUUUUUUUGAAAAACAAAGUUUAGUUAUUUCUUGUACAAUUAUCAUGAUAUGUAAUUUAUUAAUAGGAAUUUAGAUAAAUUGAUAUCUAAAGCUUAAUUAAUUACAAUGUGUUUUUCGUAUUAUUUAUUAAAGAAAUACUUUUAUUGUUAAGUGUGUAUACAACCGAUCUCAAGAUGACCACUACGGACGUUAAAUGGAUCGAAAAACUACGAAUAGAGAAUUUAGAUCAAUACUUUACUUUAGUGCGGAUGCAUUUAUCGUUCGUCGUUGAUAUAAAUACUGACGAUGUUGAUUGUUCAACUGACAAGCCAAAGCAAUUCCGAUGGAAUUUUCACAAGAAGACUAAAAACAGUGCAUCAAAUUCUAGUCAAAACGUCACAAAUACUACAAAGAAUAAUUUAGAAGCUAAUUCUAUAACUGAAGAAGGUAUCCUAAGAUUGAAUGAGUUGAUAGACUUUUUAGCCAAAGCGGAAAAUGUAACACAAGAAGGUAUUUUCCGGAGAACAGGGUCUUUGAGUCGUCAACAAGAGUUACGUCAGCUCUUAGUGACAGGCUCUAGUUUAGGACUUGAUGAAGGCAAGUUCUCCGUGCAUGAUUGUGCAUCGGUCUUGAAAGGUUUCUUAGCAGAAUUGCCACAGCCUUUGUUAAUGGAUCAGUAUUAUCAAACUUAUUGUACUUUAGCAGCUCAAUACCCACCAAAUGCGGAGUCAUCGACAACCAAACUUCUCACAGCUCUCCAAUUACUUUUAUUACUACUGACACCAUCACAUAGAAACUUUCUGCAGCGAUUGCUACUCUUGUUGAGUACUGUAGCAGACCACGAGGCCUCAAAUAGAAUGUCACCUGAUACCUUGGCUACUAUGUUCACACCUCAUCUACUGUGUCCAAGAAAGCUUUCGCCAGAGACAUUCCAUGCUGACUCAAUCGCUCUAUCACCAGUUAUAAGCUUCAUGAUCCGUCACUCCGGCAAGCUGUUUGAAGCACCCACGCAGCUGACAACAGACGCCGCGGCGUAUUUUACGAUGCGCGAGCGCAAACGUGUCAUGUCUCCCGAUGUGGACUUGGAUGAAAGUAUUACUGAUAAGACGGCAGCAAAUACGGUAUACACGUUCGUAGACCGGCACCGUACGUGCGCAGAGAACGCGCGCAAUCCCACAGACACGGCGCUCGCGCAACUCUACGCGCAUAUACAGGCAUUGCCUGACUCCGCGCACAAGAGACGUCUCGUCAAACACUUCAAUAGGCAGAAUGGAUACGGAACACCAAUACAAAUACAAAGGACAGGCAAAGUGGCAGGUUCAAGAAGUUUCGGUGAUUCAAUCAAACGACAUAUCUUUAACAAAGGCUUGCUGAAUAAAACUCCAAAGAAAGGCUCCAGUUCCGUCAUUACGGUCGAAGAGAAGUCAUGUAAGGGAAAGUUAAAAUUCUCUGACGACAGUAAAGUCGAUGUAACUCAUAAGAAUAUCGUUCUAAAGAAUUUAGCAAAUAAAAUAGCCAGUACUGAAUCAUUAGAAGACAACGAUUACGAUUCAGAUCAGAGUAACGAAAGUACAUUGUCAGAAGGCGCUUUGAAUCAAUCGAAAAAAUUGAGUCCUAAAUUCGUUUCCGAACCCAAUUUGAGUAUAAUCGAUCCGAACGAUACACCGAAGAAUACCAAAAAACGUGGUACGCGAUUGUUUCGAUCAAAAGUUAUAUCAGCGUCGCAAAAUUUGAAUAAGAAAUACCAAAAACGCGGUACAAUUCGUGGUACGCCGACUUCCUGUGUGUCCUGUUUGGACGAUCAAGAUACCGCUUCGGAGAAUGAAUGUAUGGAGAACGCCAUAGAUAUAGAGACCCCAAAGAAAUCUAAGCUUUCUGAUAAUGAGAUAGAGUUCAAAAUGCAUUAUUUGACAAGUACUCCGGGUGUGAAUGAGGAAGUGUUUGAAGAAUGCAGUACUCCUUAUGCGGUGAACUUUAGAAGAGCCUCGAUGUCUCCAAUAACAAAAUCAACACAGAAACUAUCAAAAGCAAUGCAGGAAUCGAUAAUGACGCCUCGUUCGAGGAAGCCGCUUAUAAUAACUUGUGAGCAACGAGAUUCACUCCCGGACAAGGAUGAGAAGUUAGAAGUGUACCAAUCCGUCUCACCAAAGAACGAUAGUGACUUCGUGUCUUCAGAUGACGAUAUCAUGUCUAGAUCUUCUAUUUCUUGUGACAGGUCUGGUCAUUCCAAUAGCGUGUCAUUAUCGAGAAAUAUACCAUUCGAUGGUAGAUCCGGUUCAAUUUGCGAAGUCAGUCCACUUCGCUCUCAGAACACCAGAUUUGUCGUCAGUCAUGAACGAAAAAAUAUAACAGAUUUAAACACGACUUUAUGUGAAGAUUUAUUACUACCAAAUAUAAAAAGCCACGAAAUGGGAUAUAUCGAGAAAUCGAAAUCGUUAACGGAACCAUUCAGAGAAUAUUUACUGAGCAGAUCAGUUCUUACAGCAACACCGAUCGAUCUAUCGAUAUUAAAAUCUGAAUCGAAUGAUUCGAUUAGCGAAUCGUUAAUGUACUGCCUCGAUGGGAACAUGCCGAGCGAUUUGACAGCAUCGAUUAGUAGUUUGGUGCUGGAAUCGAAUAAUCGACGUUCGCCAUUAAAGGAAUUAAAUAAUAUGAAUAGUCCAAAUAGAAAGAGAUGUGCAGAUGAGGAAACAGUCAAAGGAAUUAAAAAAGUUAUAGUCGAGAAACCAAAUCAUCCCGAUCAACCGUUCGAGUUGCGUGAAACUGAUCUUUAGUGUUACCAGAAAUACUUGUGUAUUAAACAUUUCAGUGUUGCCUUAUUUUGUACUGAAUAGGUUUUUUUUCUGAUUUGUUAUGUUUACGUUAGUUUUUGUAAUUUUAAUAUUAUAUAUUUAGGACUAGCAUAAUAAAAAUUAUACUAAAUUAUUUGUCUGAUUUAUUGUAGUUAGUCAGUACAAAAUGUAAGACAUUACGAAUUCAAUAAUUUUAAUCUAAUACAAACCGAAUAUGUUACAAUUCGCCAAAAAAGGACCAAGUAUUUAAGGAAGCGCGCUUUAAUAUUACAUCCAAAUUUUGAAUGUAGUAAAUGUCUAUGAUACUAUAGUACUGACCAAGUAAAAGAUCUCCAAGCUUUGAGAAGUGUUACUAUUUUUUUUUUGCAUUAACCUGGUAACCUGUGCUACUCUUUCAAGUAUUAUAUAGACAGUUUAUAUAAUACCAGGUCUUUGAACUUGUAACUCGAUUGUGAAUAAUAGAAUUGUAUAUAAGUACCAAUUGUUAAUAAAUAUUUCAAUAUUUUUAUAUGCUAUUUGUUCUCCAACUUAAUAU
Molecule: messenger RNA, 3332 nt
Organism: Papilio xuthus (Asian swallowtail)
Lineage: Eukaryota; Metazoa; Arthropoda; Insecta; Lepidoptera; Papilionidae
Gene: RhoGAP54D
Product: Rho GTPase activating protein at 54D
Exons: 10
Coding region: 200-2779 (859 amino acids)
Biological process (GO): signal transduction; regulation of small GTPase mediated signal transduction
Cellular component (GO): cytoplasm
Molecular function (GO): GTPase activator activity
Source: RefSeq, a predicted model, not a curated record